CACACGUGGACUCCACAGUCCUUAUUCCCGGUCUGCGGCCUUUCGUUUCCAUAAAAAAAAUGUUGGCUCUCAUCAAUUUCAAAUUUAGCUUUCAAAUUCAAAUACCCCGCGAAGAACUUGGCCUAACAAAAAAAAUAAAAAUAAAUAAACCAACAAAAUACAUGAAUAGCUUAUUUGAAAUAAAAAUUAAAAUAAAUACAAAACAAAUUAAAGAACUGGAGCCCAACUACUUUCAAUUUAUCUUCCAAAGCAAAGAAGAUCUUCAGCAAGUUAUAAGCGGCACUAACUGGAGUUUCGAAAAUCAGUACUUGAUUCUUAGUGAGUGGAGACAUAAGCUUCAUAGCAAACACCUCUGCUUCCAAGAACUCAACUUAUGGGUGCAGGUAAUGAACAUUCCUUUAAAUUGGCUCUGCACUGAGGUUGGUGUUAAAAUCAGCAAGGUUUUUAAAGAAGUUCACAAUGUGGUGGUGGAUAAUUUUGGGAACCAUGGUGGUAAAUUUCUUCGUUUGCUGGUGUCUCUUGAUCCCAAUGAACCAAUUCCUAGAUGUACCAAGGUUAGGCUUGGGGACGAUGUGGUUACAAUUGGUUUCAGAUAUGAAAAGCUCAAGAACUUAUGUCAUUAUUGCGGCUGUAUUGGCCAUCUGGACAAAGGGUGCUCUAAGAAAGUUAAGGAUAUUAAGGCUUGUACGGUCAAGGAGGGUCAAUAUGGAGACUGGUUGAAGGCCCCUGAUGGCCAGUUCUGGUCUUCAAUUAAUAAUCAUGCUUCCGGUUCUCGUAGUCCUCCAUCUAGCCCUGGCAGACCACAUUCACCUCCAUCCUCAGAGCAUACUUUACAUCAUCAAUCUGUUCAACAAGACAGUGCUAGUCAAGCUAAUCAGAGGAACCAAUUGAUCAUUCAUCCAGUGGAUUCCAACCCUGCAUUCAAAUCCUCUGCCAAUGGUUCUUCCUCAAGCUCCCCAGGAGACAUCCUCAAAUCCCCUGGAAUUUCAAAACCAACAGCUUUGGGAGAGCAACCUCAAAUCAACUCUAUGGAGAUUGAACCCUCUGACCUUCCUAUUGUCUUAGCUUCAGCAACCUCAAUUCCAGACAAAGGAAAAGGCCAAUUCUCAAUGUUAGCUGCGGUGUGGAACUAUAGAGGGCUGGGUGGGCCCUCUACAGUUUCCCAAAUCAGAGAGACAAUUAGGUCUCAUCACCCAAUUUUCACCUUUCUUUUUGAAACCAAAAAAUCAUUCGCUUUUGUUAAGACUGUUGUCAGGAGAUUAGGUUUUGAGGAUAGAUUUUCUGUAGUUGAUCCUCAAGGAUUAAGGGGAGGUCUUUUGCUUUUGUGGAACAAUUCUGUUAAUAUUAUUAAUCUUGUUAGUUCCUCCUUUUUUAUUGCUGUUCAUUUUCAGUUACCUUCUAGUGAACCCCAAUGGGGUGUUUUUGUUUACCUGAGUACUUGUAAGAUUCAAAGGGCUUCUCAAUGGGAAUUGUUAGAAUCAAAAAGUAGGAAAUGGGGAUCUCAUUGGUUUAUUGAAGGAGACUGGAAUGAUUUAUGUUCUAACUCUGAGAAAAAGGGAGGAAACUCUCGUUCUGAAAGCAGCUUCCUGGAAUUCAAAGCAUUCAUCAAUGCCAUUGAAAUGGAAGACAUCAAGAUGGAAGGCUAUCAAUUUACCUGGUGCAACAACCGAGGAGCUGACAAUGUAGUUGAAGAAAAAUUGGACCGAGCCUUCGGUUCUAUUGAGUGGAUGCAGAACUUCCCCAAUGCCAAAACUCUAAACCUGGUCACAAGCUCCUCUGACCAUUCCUUACUUCUGUUGGAUCCUGGCAUCAAAAAAGAUAGGAGAGCUAGAAGAUUCCAAUUUGAUGCAAGGUGGAUUGGUCAAGCUGGUUUAAAUGAAGUGGUGACUCAAGCUUGGAAGAUACCAGUUUCUGGUACUCCCUUUUUUCAACUCAAGGAAAAAAUUAAGCAGACAAGUGUGCCUUUGUUGAGGUGGAGCUCUCAAUUCCAAACCCAAAAUCAGCAUCAAAUAGCCACUCUUACCAAGAAGUUGGAGGAUCUAAGAGAGGACAACUCUUCAGCUAAGUGGGAUGAGUGGAGCACCACAAGGACAGAUCUGGACAAAGCUCACCACUAUGAAGCAAUGUAUUGGCAACAGACUUCAAGGCUUCACUGGCUAAAACAUGGGGAUAGUAAUUCAAAAUUCUUCCAUGCCUACACAUUGCACAGAAGAAGAAUGAAUGCCAUUACCAGACUUAUCAACUCCAGAGGUGAAGAACUUACAUGCCAGAAAGACAUCCAGAGCCAUAUUGCUGACUUUUACAGAUCUCUUUUCUCAACUGAGGCUGGGGUUGACCAGGCUGGGGUUCUUCUUGAUCUGUUGAACAGAUAUAGAAUGUUCACUGGCCAAACUGUGAAUCUGGUUAAAUCUGUAAUCUUUUUCAGCAGAAAUACUCCUGAAUUUCUUCAAAGAAGUAUCUGUGCAGCUCUGCAAGGCAUUCAAUCUCAUAAAUCCACCAGGUAUUUGGGACUACCCCUGGGAAUUGGUAAGUCCAAAAAAGAGAUUUUUGAUUAUCUU
This is a messenger RNA of Striga hermonthica, 2558 nucleotides long. The record is from the annotation of a GenBank genome assembly. NCBI's taxonomy places the organism in Eukaryota, Viridiplantae, Streptophyta, Magnoliopsida, Lamiales, Orobanchaceae.